Messenger RNA from Nematostella vectensis (starlet sea anemone), 2082 nucleotides. Its product is annotated as sugar phosphate exchanger 3. The transcript is spliced from 23 exons. Lineage: Eukaryota; Metazoa; Cnidaria; Anthozoa; Actiniaria; Edwardsiidae. The coding region runs from base 47 to 1573 and encodes 508 amino acids. Gene Ontology annotation, molecular function: transmembrane transporter activity. The record is from RefSeq and is a predicted model, not a curated record. Gene Ontology annotation, cellular component: endoplasmic reticulum membrane. Gene Ontology annotation, biological process: transmembrane transport.
UUCUCUCAUGCAUGAGAGUCACGUGAAGUGAAGCGGCUGAUUCAAGAUGGCGUCCUUAACUCCAUACCACAUUCUUGUCUUUAUUCUAACGUUUAUGAGCUAUGCAUUUUUCCAUGCUACAAGAAAAGCUUUUAGUAAUUGCAAGGACAAUAUGCGAAAAGAAUGGACGCCUUUUAACAAAACAAACCCGAUUGAACCGGAAUCGACAUGGGAGGCAGUUCAAUUUUUUGAGACAAAGAAAAGUGCUGAAUACUUUCUUGGAGCGAUGGACACCACCUUUUUAUCAACAUAUGCUAUUGGGCUUUUUAUUAGUGGUGCCUUAGGUGACAGAUUUAACCUUCGCAAGGUCCUGGCAUUUGGAAUGUGCUCCUCUGCUAUCAUGGUGUUCAUGUUUGGGACAGUCAGCAAAUGGCUAAACAUACACAACAUCUGGUACUAUGGAGUUUUCAUGGCAUUAAAUGGUAUUUUACAGUCUACUGGCUGGCCAUCUACCGUGGCUGUGAUGGGCAACUGGUUUGGUAAAUCCAGCCGUGGCCUUGUGUUCGGCUUGUGGAGUGCAUGUGCUUCCGUGGGGAAUAUCUUUGGGGCUCUUGAGGUUGCUGCAGUGCUUGACUAUGGAUAUGAGUAUGCCAUGCUUGUCCCUUCUGCCAUGCUGUUUGCUGGGGGACUCGUUAUAUUUUUCUGCCUGAUUCCUUCACCUCAGGACAUUGGAUUACCAAUGCCCACCGAUGAGCUGAGUAGUGCUGAAGAACAGAGACCAGUAUUUAAUGAUACAGAUGAUCAGCAACCCUACCCCAACCAGGCACCAUAUGCUCUACCAGAUGCUUUAUUCCAGUCAUCAUCGGUUUUGCCCAAAGAAUCUAAGAAGGCUAUUGGAUUUUGCCAAGCUCUAUUUCUUCCGGGAGUCAUUCCAUAUUCUCUAUCAUAUGCCUGCCUGAAGCUUGUGAACUACUCCUUCUUCUUUUGGCUUCCAUACUACCUUUCAGUCAAGCUCAAUUGGAAGGACAGCAUAGCCGAUGACUUAUCCACAUUUUAUGAUAUUGGUGGAAUUAUUGGAGGUGCUAUUGCAGGUUUUAUAACUGAUCGCAUGCGUUCCCGCUCUCCUGUGGUUGUUGUGAUGCUCAUUUUGUCUGUCAUUUCUCUUUUUGUUUACAAGAGUAUUGGAGCAGAGUAUACCUUGAAUGUUGUUGUCAUGGCAAUUACAGGGUUCAUGAUAGGCGGGCCAGCAAAUCUUAUCAGUUCUGCGAUAUCUGCUGAUCUAGGGAGACAGCCCUGCCUUAAGGGUGAUGACGAAGCUCUCGCCACUGUCACUGGUAUAGUUGAUGGGACAGGGAGUGUCGGUGCCGCUAUUGGACAGAUCCUUAUUCCUGUCAUCACAAACACCAACAAAGAACGUGGCUGGGAAUACGUGUUUUACUUCCUCAUGGCAAUGGCGUUUAUGAGUUUCGUCUGUAUAGUUAUCGUACCUCUAUACAACCUAAUCAGGAAUCUUUGGUGUCCUCGUAAUGAAACAGCGCUGAUCCAGUCCGAGUUUGCUGCUAGGCGAGGAGAAGUGCCAUCCCCGACGAUAUGAUAGCUGAACACCCCGUACCAGUCUUGCAUAAUAGUGAGCUGUAGUUAGUCCCUUUGCGAUUCUAAUCAUCUGAUGCCAGGUGGCGGCGCAAGCUGAGGGUAUUCUGUUGACGUUUGAGGGGUAGUGGUGCAGUUGAGGAGGAAGGAAGUGCACGUUCCGAGACUGUACCUACUUCCUAUGGUCGUGUCUCAUUAAUCUCCUCUUUCGUCAUAAAUGCCACAGAUGUGAACACUGAUUUUCUGUGACCAGCGUUAGCACUUGAUAUAAUUCGUCACCCUUUGAAUGUUUGUGGCACGCUGCCUAGUAGUAUCGGCCAUGUUACUUUGUGUAUAUAAAGCACAGAGAAAAAUGGAGAUUUUUAUUUACUGGCAAAAAUCAGAUAUAUUUUGUGAGAAAAUUAAUUUAUUUUAUGGGGAUCUUUAAUUGUGCUUUGGGGGUGGGUUUGAAUUUCAAACUGUUUCUUUUAAUGGUUUGGUUGAUGUCUCAAUAAACGGAACUUUUGAACAGUC